GCUGGGCUGUGUCCCUGCAUCCAGCUGGACCAGGCUGUGUCCUGCCCUCCUUGGACAGGAAAGCAGCAGCUCUCAGGAAAGAGUUAAUCCCAGCGAGCCUUUGGGAUCCUUUGCUGGGGAGAGGGCCGAUCCUUUGUUUGUUUUGAAGCUGCUGGCAGGAAAGCGGGGAGGAGAAAAUUACCUAAGUGAUAGUGAGCUUGCCACGAACUAUAUAAAACUGGGAAAUCAAAGCCGAGAAACUCCACCUCGCAGUCCUGAAGCACAAGCACAACCCCUGAAGAGAAACCCACCCCAGCAGCGAGUGAUCUCAAAGGCUUGAACUCCGAGCAAGCCGCAUGAGCUCAGAGCUGCUGCGGGACUGAGCAGCCCGGAGCAGGGAACGCUGCUUGGGAGCUCCCAGAGCCAUGGAGUGGAGGCAGCUCCUCUGCAUCCUCUGCCUGCUGGAGCUGGCUGGUUUUGCUGCUGGGAGCACCACGGCCGCCCCCAGCCCCGCAGGAACAGCGAGGGACAGCAGCAGAGGGACAGCCAGCCCUGCCACCACGGACAGCACAGCCACAGGCGACAGCAGCAGCACCAAAGCAACCUCUGCUGCAGCCACAGCCAGCUCCGAGGCCACCAGCCCGACACCACCAGAGCUCCUUGGCCAGCAGACAACGGGCCCCCAGCCCAGCCCUGCCUCCACAGCACUGCUGGGCUCCUCCCCGGGGUCCCUGGGGUCCCCGGGGGUCCCCACGAGCCAGCCCGAGGACAGGACACUCACCUUGGGCCCCCCCAGCUCUGCGGCCACCCCGGAGCCUGCUGCUGUCCCUGCUGCCACCACAGCCCUGCACAGCGGCUCCCAGCCUGCCCUCCGUGCCAUCAGCUGCCACGGUGCCAGGGACCAGGGUGACACCGGGGCCAUCUGCCUGCAGCUCAACGAGUCCAGCACCUGCGAGCACUUUCUGGAGAGGAAGGGAUUGGAUUUAUGGCAAGCACUGUGUGAAAAUAGAACCCACGGCGUGGAGCCCCCCUGUGAGAUCAAACUGACUCCAUCCAGCCUGGACAGGGACUGUUUGCUCCUCAUCCUCAAAGGAGAGAAAGAUCCUGACAAACUUCUGAACACGCUCCAGAAGUCUCACUGGGAAAAGCUUGGAAUAGAAUCCCUUAAAAAGGAGAGCACGGGGAGCCGGCGGGAGCCUUCCCAGAGGACGCUGAUCGCCCUGGUGACAUCUGGGCUGCUGCUGGCCUUCCUGGGGCUGGCCGGGUAUUUCCUGAUGAGGCGGCGCAGCUGGAGCCCCGCGGGCCAGAGGCUGGCUGAAGACCCCUACUACACGGAGAACGGCAGCCAGGGGAACACCAUGCUGAUGUCGCCGUCCCAGGAGCCGGCGGAGCUGCAGGAGAAGCCGAACCUGAACGGGGGCGCGCAGGAGAACGGGACGGGCUCCAAGAACGGCCGGCAGCACAGCCCCGCCGACACCGAGAUGUGACAGCGACAUCUCCCCGGGCCCGCAGGGGAUCUCCUUCAGACCUCCUGUGUCUCACUGUCUCUGUGAAGGACUCCAAAACCAGCCUAAACCACCUGGAGAGCCAAAGCUGCCGAAGAGCAGCUCCUCCUCCUCCUCCUCCUCAUCCUCCUCCUCCCGCUGAACACACAGGACAAUUUUUGCAGCUGUUCUCUGCUUUUGUUGUCAGAAGAACACCAGGACAAAAGCCGGUGCCCUCUGGCCUCCCCAGAUUUCAGGCAGAGGCAGAGUUUGGCUCCAGGCAGCCCAGAUGUCUGGUAGCAAUAUGUUAGGCUGACCGAAGUAGUGAAAUUGGGAUUGCAGUGACAAAAGCCUCUCAGGUUUCAGAUAGUUUUGGUUAACAGAGUUGUUUAUAAUCUCAUCUUUAUGUUUAAGUGCAGGAUUUCUUCCUCUUCUGAGGCCACCAGGCAUUUAACCCCUUCCUGUCUUUAGGGCUCCUCUACUAUUCCCUACUCCAGCAGAAUUUGCUGAAGCUGUGUUUAAAACUUUCCACAUGGAAUUGCAGGCUGAAAUGUCAACUUUUUCUCUUUUAAUCCUA
Molecule: messenger RNA, 2040 nt
Organism: Passer domesticus (house sparrow)
Lineage: Eukaryota; Metazoa; Chordata; Aves; Passeriformes; Passeridae
Gene: CD34
Product: CD34 molecule
Exons: 8
Coding region: 405-1466 (353 amino acids)
Biological process (GO): cell-matrix adhesion
Cellular component (GO): membrane
Source: RefSeq, a predicted model, not a curated record